AAAAUUGGUUACUAAGCUGCUCUAAUCAUGAAAUGCUUAUUUGAGACUUUCUAUCAAAGCUGUUCAUUUGCUCAAGCGCAACCAAGCAGUUGUUCAAUUUAAUUACAAGCAUUUUUUUGGAUCAGCAAAGCCCCAAUUCUUAAAAACACUUUGGUGUUGGAUGGUUCUCAGAAAUAAUGCUGAGGAACAAAGCGGACUGUAACUAAUAAGGGAGCUGGCAUUGGCAUAACUUCUUCACUGUGAGUCUUCCUCUCCAAGUAUCCAUCUUUUUACUGACAAUGAGCAUAACGUGAUUCCUGAAGAGUUAAUAAACCAAAGUAGGUUUGGUUCAUGAGCUUUGUUAGUGUGUGCAUGAAGGAAAACAACUUAAAAGCAUGUGGCUAAUGGGAAUACACACAGAUGCCAAAGGCUAUUCUAUUUCUGCCUGUUUCAUGUAAUUCCUCAAAAACGUGGGAGCUGGGUCUCAUCACAGAGCUCACCUCCCAGUGCUGUGGUCAGAGGGGCAGCAUCCUUGUUCUUAGAAUGGUUCUCUCCAUAGAGGGCACGGCCCAUUCAGUGUUACAUAGGGAAUGGUCACUAGACAGUGCUUUUUGUUUCUGAGUGUAAGAGCAGCUAUGAAAGGAGUUCUUUAAUCAGUGACAAUGGCUACCAAGGGUUCCUUUGAGGAAAGAGAAACUUUCUGGAUAGAAAUUAUACUGCACUUUGAGAGGUAAACGUAGGGUUGAAAUCUCUUUCAUCAAAGGUUCAAUAACAACUGCCAUUCUACUUUGUAUAUUCCCAUUCCUAUGUAAAUAACAACAAAGUAUCACUUCCAGUCUUCCUGUUACAAUCGAGGAAGGAAGAAGGUGAAGAUGCUGAAAGGCAAAAUCUGCCUCCACCCUCAUGGGCUCAUGAGAUCCAAAACCACAGAGCAUUACUGAGCACUGAUGGAAGGCACAGGCCCAAAGUAGGAUGCUGGAUUGCAGGGAACAGCACAAUGGGGAGCUGUGGACAGGCCACAGGAACCCUAUUCUCCUGUUCUGCAUCAUGCUUACUGAACCUUACUGAGCAGAUCGUUUAUGUUAUUGGCAGUUCUGUGUGUAGCACAUCAUGCAUCACAUUGUUUUUCUGAAUCAUUUGCCUAUUUUAUGAGAGCCAAUAAGAGAACUUCAGACAGCAGAAAGGAAUUUUAUCAGAACUCAUUCACAGCACAGAUUUCUUCUGUAAGCAGAGCCACAUGGAUUUCAAGGCACAUCCUAAAUAAGAGGGCUCCCAGGCAGGCCUAAAACAUAGGCUCUUUUGGUAUCCAGCAGCCAGGAGCUGGAUGAGGGCUGCCAAGUGCCCAAAUGUGUGUGCCUGUCCCAGCUGAGGCUGGUGUAGCCCCUACAAUCCGAAUACCGUGCCCAGGCCCACAUCUGGCUGCGUAAUCAAAAGGCAAACACGGUAGCGCCCAUCUUGAAUCCCAAAUCGAAGAUGUCGCUGUCACCCGUCCCCUGCAGGCAUCGCAUCCCUGCAGAGAGAGGGCACAGAGCAGAGGCCCCAGCAGCCCCCCCUCCUGCCCUGUUGACCCGUGUGGGUGCGCUGUAUCCUCAUCCUCACCUCAUCAUUCCGACAUCUCCACUCCCUUCCUCACCCUUCAGAAAGGACAGCAAGGAUGGCAGCAGCCUCUCUCCCCACACUGCAUUCGCUCUUAUUUACAUCUCCAAACGGACUCCCGGGGAAAUCUGCCGCCUUCAGCGCGGUGCGGGCGAUGCUCACCUCGGCCUCCCCGUGGGACCCCCCGCCCGGGGUCGGGGCCGUGCGAUGCGGGCGGCCCUGCGGGGGCGGGCGGGCGUUUUCCUGCCGCGUUCUCGGACCGGCGCCGGCAGCUCUGCCCCUCGCCCGGGCGGGGGAGCCAAACGCCGGCGGUUGGCAGCGGGAGGGUUUGUUGUCACCGCCGGCUUCAUUGUGGGAGCAGCGGGCGGAGGGCUCGGAGCCGCGGGCAUCCAUCCCGCUCAGCGAGGCCCCCGAAGGCCGCCUCCGGGUUCGGAGGAUCCCCCGACGGUGUCUCCGAGGCGAUGAGCUCCGGCACCGCGUCCUACCGCUGCUCCAUGUCGUCCUCCGCCGAUCUCUCCGAGGAGGAAGACCUCAGCCAGAAGUCGGGCACGGGGUCGCCGGCGCCGGGGGACACGCUGCCCUGGAACCUGCCCAAGCACGAACGCUCCAAGCGGAAAAUCCACGGCGGUUCCGUGCUGGACCCGGCCGAGCGGGCCGUGCUGCGCAUCGCCGAUGAACGGGAUAAAGUACAAAAGAAGACCUUCACAAAAUGGAUAAAUCAACAUCUCAUGAAGGUUCGGAAACAUGUGAAUGACCUCUAUGAAGACCUAAGAGAUGGACAUAACUUGAUCUCACUUUUAGAAGUCCUUUCUGGAGACACCCUGCCAAGAGAGCGAGAUUUUUUGAAGACCUUACGGUUGGUGAGUUCAACAGAAGCAUGCGCGUAUGAACAGCAUGAGGAUGUGGAGGAUGAGGAUAAGGGGCCCCGAGAAAAAGGUCGGAUGCGCUUUCACAGACUCCAGAACGUCCAAAUUGCACUUGACUAUUUGAAGAAGCGCCAGGUGAAACUGGUUAACAUUAGGAAUGAUGACAUAACAGAUGGGAAUCCCAAGUUGACUUUGGGGUUGAUAUGGACCAUAAUUUUGCACUUUCAGAUAUCUGAUAUCCAUGUUACUGGAGAGUCAGAGGACAUGUCUGCUAAAGAGAGAUUGCUCCUGUGGUCACAGCAGACAACUGAGGGUUAUGCUGGAAUCCGUUGUGAAAAUUUCACUACCUGCUGGCGUGAUGGAAGAUUAUUUAAUGCCAUCAUUCAUAAAUACAGGCCGGACCUGAUAGACAUGAAUACCGUUGCUGUUCAAAGCAACCUUGCAAAUUUAGAACACGCUUUUUUUGUAGCAGAAAAACUUGGUGUUGCCAGACUUCUGGAUCCUGAAGAUGUUGAUGUUUCCUCACCUGAUGAGAAAUCAGUAAUAACUUAUGUGUCAUCACUUUAUGAUGCAUUUCCCAAAGUACCAGAAGGUGGUGAAGGCAUCAGUGCAAAUGAUGUAGAAGUCAAAUGGGUUGAAUAUCAGAAUAUGGUGAACUACCUCAUGCAGUGGAUCAGGCACCAUGUCACAAUAAUGUCUGACAGAACAUUUCCCAACAAUCCUGUGGAGCUGAAGGCACUUUAUAAUCAAUAUUUGCAGUUUAAAGAAACAGAAAUUCCACCUAAGGAGACAGAUAAAUUAAAAAUUAAACGUCUAUAUAAACUGCUGGAGGUCUGGAUAGAAUUUGGACGCAUCAGACUUCCUCAAGGCUAUCAUCCAAAUGACAUAGAGAAAGAAUGGGGAAAACUUAUUAUUGCCAUGCUGGAAAGAGAGAAGAUUCUUCGGCCUGAAGUGGAGAGGUUGGAAAUGCUGCAGCAGAUUGCAAACAGAAUUCAGCGGGACAGCCGAAGCUGUGAGGACAAACUGAUACUUGCUCGGAAUGCUCUGCAGGCUGACACCAAACGACUGGAGUCGGGGCUUCAGUUUCAACACGAAGCAGAAAUAGCUGGGUAUCUUCUUGAAUCUGAGAACCUUCUCCGCCAGCAAGUGAUUGAUGCCCAAAUUCUUAUUGAUGGAAAGUACUAUCAGGCAGACCAGCUUGUACAGAGGGUUGCAAAACUUCGUGAUGAACUGAUGGCCAUACGAACCGAAUGUUCUUCUUUGUACAGCAAGGGACAUGUGCUGACAACAGAACAGACAAAGCUGAUGAUAUCAGGAAUAACUGAAAGCUUAAACUCAGGAUUUACAACAAACCUAACUCCUGAAUUAAGUGCUGCAAUGACUCAAGGUUUAACACCUAGUUUGACUUCUUCCAGUUUGACAUCUGGCCUCUCAUCAGGUCUUACUUCCAGGUUGACACCAGCCAUGACUCCUGCUUACACACCAGGCAUCCCACCACGGCUAAUUCAGAGCUAUGUAACAGGAGUAGAUGGUGGAACUCUGCAAACACUCAAACUUAUGCAAAUCAGAAAACCUCUUAUGAAAUCAGCUUUUGUGGACCAGAAUUUAACAGAAGAAGAAGUGAACAUGAAAUUUGUCCAGGACCUAUUGAACUGGGUGGAAGAAAUGCAGGUGCAACUUGAUCGAGUGGAAUGGGGUUCAGAUUUACCAAGUGUUGAAAGCCAUUUAGAAAAUCACAAAAAUGUUCACAAAGCUAUUGAAGAAUUUGAAUCCAGCCUUAAAGAAGCAAAAAUCAGUGAGAUCCAAAUGACUGCCCCUCUGAAACUCAGUUAUGCGGAAAAAUUGCACAAACUGGAAAGUCAGUAUUCAAAACUCUUGAAUACAUCAAGAAAUCAGGAAAGGCAUCUAGAUACUCUUUACGAUUUUGUGUCUCGUGCUACUAGAGAGCUGAUAUGGCUGAAUGAAAAAGAAGAAGAGGAGGUUGCAUAUGAUUGGAGUGAAAGGAACCCCAAUAUAACAAGAAAAAAGGAAUACCAUGCAGAAUUAAUGAGAGAACUUGAUCAAAAAGAAGAAGUUAUUAAAUCCGUACAAGAAAUAGCUGAACAGUUGCUUCUUGAAAAUCACCCAGCCAGGCUAACCAUUGAGGCCUACAGAGCUGCUAUGCAGACACAGUGGAGCUGGAUUCUUCAGCUCUGUCACUGUGUUGAACAACAUUUGAGAGAAAAUGCUGCAUAUUUUGAGUUUUUCAGUGAUGCCAAAGAGGCCAUGGAGUAUUUAAAGAAUCUGAAAGAUGCCAUAUACCGAAAAUACAGUUGUGACAGAUCAAGUAGCCUUCAUAGGCUGGAAGACCUUGUCCAGGAGUCUAUGGAAGAAAAGGAGCAACUCCUGCAGUAUAAGAGCACAGUAGCAGGCCUUGUGGGUAGAGCAAAGGCAAUAAUUCAGCUGAAGCCAAGGAACCCUGACUGUAUACUGAAAACAUCCAUCCCAAUUAAAGCCAUCUGUGACUACAGACAAAUUGAGAUAACAAUUUACAAGGAUGAUGAGUGUGUUUUAGCAAACAACUCCCAUCGUGCUAAAUGGAAAGUCAUUAGCCCAAGUGGUAAUGAGGCCAUGGUUCCAUCUGUAUGCUUUACAGUUCCUCCACCGAACAAGGAAGCAAUAGAUACAGCCAACAGGAUUGAACAGCAGUUUCAGAACGUUUUGGCCCUUUGGCAUGAGUCACAUGUAAACAUGAAGAGUGUGGUUUCCUGGCAUUACCUAACAAAUGAAAUUGAAGCUGUUCGAGCUGGCAAUGUUGCCUCGAUAAAAACAAUGCUACCAGGUGAACAUCAGCAGGUUCUAAGCAACUUGCAGUCCCGCUUUGAUGAUUUUGUGGAAGAUAGCCAGGAGUCCAAAAUCUUUACAAGCUCUGAUACUGCACAGCUGGAAAGGGAAGUUAGUAUUUGCAAGCAAUACUAUCAAGAGCUUCUGAAGUCUGCAGAGAGAGAGGAGCACGAAGAAUCUAUUUACAACCUGUACAUCUCCGAAGUCAGAAAUAUCAGACUUCGGCUGGAGAGUUGUGAGGAACGGUUAAUCCGACAGAUCCGGACCCCAAUGGAAAGAGAUGAUCUACAUGAAAGUGUCUUUAGGAUUUCAGAGCAAGAGAAACUGAAGAAGGAGCUGGAUCGACUGAAGGAUGACUUGGGAGUCACCACAGAGAAAUGCGAAGAGUUUUUCAGUCAGGCUGCUGGUUCACCUUCAGUUCCUACUCUGCGCUCUGAACUCGGCGUUGUUAUUCAGAAUAUGAACCAAGUUUAUUCCAUGUCUUCCAUUUACAUAGAUAAAUUAAAAACUGUAAAUUUGGUGCUGAAGAAUACUCAAGGUGCAGAAUCACUAGUAAAACUUUAUGAAACUAAGUUAUGUGAAGAAGAGGCAGUGACAGCUGACAAAACCAAUAUUGAAAAUCUUAUGGGUACAUUAAAGCAAUGGAGAUCUGAAGUAGAUGAGAAAAGAGAAGUAUUCCAUGCCUUAGAGGAUGAGCUGCAGAAGGCAAAGAUGAUCAGCGAUCAGAUGUUUAAAAUGCACAAGGAACGUGAUCUCGACUUUGACUGGCAUAAAGAAAAAGUUGAUCAGUUAGCAGAGAGGUGGCAAAAUAUUCAUUCUCAGAUUGAAAACAGGUUACGUGACUUAGAAGGUAUUAAUAAAUCUCUGAAGUACUACAAAGAUACUUACAAUUCAUUGGACACUUGGAUUCAACAAGUAGAAGAUACUCAGCGGAAGAUGCAAGAAAUCUGCCCUGAAAAUAGCAAAGCAUUGGCUAAACAGCUGAACCAACAAAAGGUGCUGGUUUCUGAGAUUGAAAUGAAACAAAGCAAAAUAGACGAAUGCCAGAAAUAUGCAGAACAGUACUCAGCUGCUGUGAAGGACUAUGAGUUGCAGACUAUGACUUAUAGAGCUAUGGUUGAUUCCCAGCAAAAAUCUCCAGUGAAACGACGAAGAAUGCAAAGCUCAUCAGACUUCAUUAUUCAAGAGUUCAUGGAUUUACGAACUCGCUAUACUGCCUUAGUGACUUUGAUGACACAGUACAUCAAGUUUGCAGGUGACUCUCUGAAGAGACUGGAAGAGGAAGAGAUUUUAAGGAGUAAGGAGGCAUCUGUGCGUGAGGCAUAUUCAGAUCUAAUGGCACAGAAAAAUAGUACAACUGAUGAGAACAAAAAACUCAUGGGAAAGGUAAAAGCACUUGAGGAGAUGCUGGAGAAUGUGAAGAAACAAAAAAUCCAACUGGAACAUGAGCUCCCUAAACUGAGGGAAGCUGCAGAAAAUGAACGGAAGAAGCAGCAAAAGGAUAUGCAAGAGAUCUCUCUUCAAAAGACCAGGGCUGAGCAAGAAGCAAAACAGUAUCGUAUGGAUCUAGAGAACAUUGAGAAAGAAAAAGCAGAUGCAAAGCAGGAGUUGGAGCAUGUAAGGCAGCUCAUUUUUCAGGCAGAAACACAAAGAAGUAUAAUGGAAGAAAACCUCCGAGCUUUUCGAAAUCAAAUAGAGGAAAGCACCUUAACCAGAAGAAACCUUGAAGAACAUCUAAGAAGAAAAGAUACAAAUCUGCAUGAUUUAGAGCAGCAAAAAAGAAACCUCAUGCAGGAGCUGAAGAAAAAGACAGAAGGAGAAGAGAAACUUAUGAAACUAAUAAAGCAAAUGGAGAAAGAUCUUGAGUUUAAAGGGAAUCUAUCAGAAAUAAAGCUGCAAGAAAAAGAGAAGACUGAAACCAGCAGGAAAGUUUUUGAAGGCAGGUACACUGUGACCAGAGAAACUUCCCUGCCAAAUUACACAGCUGGGCAAGGCAGCCAGUGUAGGAUUGAUUCUGAAAUUGCAAGUUUCCAGAAGAAACAAGAAGCGAAAAAAGUAGAAGAGCUUAAGCAGAAGGUGGAUGAGCUAAUCCUUGCUAACAAAAAAGCUGAUAAAACCAUUAAAGACCUCAAAUAUGAACUAAAUGAAAUCGAGCUUCAGAAAUCAUCUACAGAAGAAAUGUCCCGUUUGUUAAAAGAGAAAUUAGAUGAAGCCAAUAGUGAACUUAAAUGCCUAAAAAUCAAAUUGGAAGAAAAAGACCAAGUAGAGCAGAGCUAUCUGCAACAGUUAAAAGAACUUGACAGGCAACUACGUAGAACCACAAGUAAAGCUGAAGAGGUGAUGCAAGAAGCUAUAGAUCUUAAGCAAAUUAAGAUGAACUAUCAGGAAGAACUAAAAUCUGUUCAACAGGAAAAGAUGCAGCUAAAAAGAGAAGUAGAGGAAUUAACUAGAUCACAGGCAAAAACUGAAAUCACUAUCACACAAUUAAAUUCACAGAUCAGCUCUCUUCAAAAAGAGACACUGGCAGCUGAACACAGAAUGCAGUCAUGCAGAGGAGAAGCAAAUUACCUUCAAGACCAGUAUAAGAAAAUUCAGGAACAAUUACUUCAUAAAACAAAAAGAGAAGAAGAAUACCUGCAGGAAAUUCAGAUACUGAAGAAUGAAUUAACCAAAAGCAAUCAGAUAUCAGAAACACUAAAACGAAAGAUAGAGGAUCUUAAUAAAUGGAAUACUGAAACAAAACUGCAGAUGAAGCAAAUUCAAUCUGAGUCAGAGAAGGUGACUUUGGAAAAACAAAGUAUUCAAAGGAAAAAUGAUGCAUUAAAAACCCUAGCAGAUGGUUUCAAAGAGCAACUGCGUACAACAAAUGAGCAACUGCACAAGCAAACAAUAAUGGAGCAAGAAUUCAUAUCUAAAAUCAAAAGCCUGGAGGAUGAUCUUGCUAAAACAAAAGACUUAGUUAGUGAAUAUAAACAAAAAUAUGAUAAACAAAAUGCUUCUGCCCUAACCACUGACCUGGAGAUUAAAAAUCUAAAUGCCCAGAUGUGUGCUCUAACUACAGAAAAGAGAGUGAACGAGCAGAAAAUACAGCUGCAAGAAGUUCAUAUACAAGAGCUAAGUAGUAAAUUAAAAAAAUUACAGGAUGAACUGCAUCAAAAGACUCUGGAUGAACAAAUGGCACGCAAGAAAAUGAUUCUGUUUCAGGAAGAAUCAAUCAAAUUUAAACACUCUGCAGAGGAAUUUAGGAAAAAAGUGGAAAAAUUGCUGGAAUCUCAUAGCAUCACAGAAAAGGACAUUUCUGGCAUAAAGUUAGAGUGUGUUGCUCUUCAACAAGAAAAACAUUUGGCUGAGGAAAGCAUCAUGCUGUACAAGAGACAGAUUGAAGAUCUUCAAGAAAGGCUUAAAAAGUGUCAAGAACAACUACAGCAAGGAAAGCAUGCUGAAAUGGACUAUCAUGAGAAGUGCAGGAAACUUGAGGAAGAGUUGGAAGUGCAGAAACGCAUGGUUGAGGAUGUGAAACAGAAGAUGGACCUGCAGGUCAAGGAAAGUGAGCAUAGGUUUCUUUUAUUUCAAAAUGAAGUUCAACAGGAUAAUAAAAUCAAAGACAGUGGAUUUAGAUUGAGCUGUGAGAGAAGAGGAAAUGAAUUGAAUUACCUGAAUGACACCUCAUCUAGAGAAUUUGAACAGCAUCCUUCACGUGUAAAACCUUGUUCACCUUUGUUAAGGCAGAAACAGGAGAGGACUGGUUUUAAAUCUGAUCAAAUAGAAGAAAAUACACUGUAUCUGAGUGCUGAUGACACAAUACCAAGGGAGGUGCAGUUCCAGAUGUCAAGAAUAAAUCAAUCACUAGAAGAUGCAAGAGCACAGUCUUUUACAGAGUUUGUUUCUCAAACAAGUACAGAGUUUCAGAUAACCUUUGAUAAAUCAAGUGAAACCACUGGAAUAUCUGAAAGAGACAAACUGAGAAACAGGAACCUACACACUUCCAGACGUGGAGAAGACAUGAAACUUGAAUUAGGAUUAGUAAAAGUGCAUCCCUUGGAGAGGUCAAUGGAAGAAGAGAAAAAAGAACAUGUUGAGAAGGCUGGGGAUUUACUGAAAUGGGUGUCAAACCUCAGCAAGACACUCAGCAAAGAAGGAGGAGAAAAGGCUGAAAAGACAGAUUUGCCUAAGCAGCAGAUUUCCCUUGAAGAAAUGUCAGCUAAAAAAGAACAAAUAGCUGAGGCUCUGCAGACUACUCAGGCAUUUUUAGCUAAACACAGUGACAAAAUGACAGAUGAAGAGAGAGGUGAAAUGGAAAAGCAAGUCAAAUCCCUCCAGGAGAGCUACAGUUUGUUAUCCAAUGAAGCUUUGAAGCAGCUGCAAGAAGCACAGUAUUUGGAUGAUGAAAAGAUGGAAGAAAAGGUGCAUAAAGUCAUUGCUGGUGUCAUUGACCAAACAACUGGAGAAGUCCAUUCCAUUUUUCAGUCUAUUCUAAAAGGUUUUAUAGACUAUGACACUGGAGUUAGGUUGCUCGAGAAUCAGCUGAUUGUUACUGGAAUAAUUUCUCCAGAAUUAGGAAUAUGUUAUGAUUUGGAAGAAGCUAAAACUUGUGCCCUAAUUGAUGAGCAGACUCUAUUGCAGUUGCAGGAAUUAAAUAGCGCAAAGAAGCUCAUUUCAGAGUCAACAUUAUCAAAUCUUCCAGUUGUAUCAGCAUUAGAACAAGGUCUAAUUUCAGAACCUUUGGCUAUUAAAAUUCUUGAGAAUCAGCUUUCAAGUGGGCACUUGAUUUUGCCAUCUACUGGAGAGCACCUGACUUUACAGAAUGCUUUCCAGAGAAACCUGGUUUCUCCAGUCUUAUAUGCAAAGCUUCUGGAGAGGCAAGACACUUGUAAAGAUCUCAUAGACCCUAACUGUGCUGAAAAGAUUUCCCUUGAACAGAUGCUUCAUAGAAGCAUAAUACAUGAUGAAACAGGGUUAAGACUCCUACCAGUGAAACCACAAGAAAAAGGUAGAAUCAUACUCAAAUGUGGAAGGAAAAUAAAUAUUUUGAGGGCAGCCCAUGAGGGACUCAUUGACAGGGAAACAAUGUUUAGGCUGCUGGGGGCUCAGAUAAUAUCUGGAGGUAUAAUUGACCCUGAGUCAGGGAAGCGAAUGACUGUGGAAGAGGCCGUUAGUCAAGGGAUAAUAGGUCAGGACACUGCUUGUGGGAUAUUCACACAUCAAGUUCAAACUGGUGGAAUUCUUUGCCCAAAUUCUGGGCAACGCUUGACUGUUGACGAAGCCAUACAAUGCAAUUUAAUAUCAUCUACCAGUGCACUGCUGGUAUUAGAAGCACAGAGAGGCUUUGUUGGACUAAUAUGGCCUAACACAGGUGAAAUAUUCCCCAUAUCAACAUCUUUGCACCAAGAAAUGAUAACAAAUGAGCUGGCAUUCAAAAUACUGAGUGACAGGCAGAAAAUAGCUGCACUUUACAUUCCAGAAACUUGUGAAGUACUCAGUCUAGACGAGGCUGCACAGUCAGGGUUAAUAGACAUCAAUACUGUAUCUGUUUUGAACAGUGUGACUUUACCAGAUAAAAUGCCCAGUGUAGAAGAAUUAGAAUCCCCUUGUAGAAAUGCUGCAAAAUGGUUAUCAUCAUAUGAAGUCCUGCCAUCUUUAUUUCAUGACUGUGAAGAGGAACAUGAAGAUUCUGGCACAGAAGAUCCUGCAUGCCGUAAUUCAGACCAAGCUAAGAAAUUGUUCAUAUCAUACCUGAUGGUUAAUAGUUAUAUGGAUGCAAACACUGGAGGAAGACUUCUGUUAUAUGAUGGACAAUUGCAGGAAGCUAUCAAUAUGUUUCUGGAAGGUGAUAGUUCUGCAUACAGUACUGAUGUGUCAGAAAUGGCUUUCAGCAACAAAUACAUAAGUCCGAAAGGAGUUAAUCUAAAGUCAGCUGGCGAUGUCCACUUCAGUAAUAUGACAAGCAGUGUUCAAGGUGGUGUUUCAGGUGUUGAAAAUACCUCUGAUGACAAGAAAUUAGUUCAGUUUGAAGAUUUGGGGAAUUAUACAUGUUCACAGAGAAAAGAUAUGUGUAGAUCAGAUGUUUGCGAUGGUAGUGAUACUGAACAAUCACAGUUUACACCGGAGAUGCUGCUAAGUAAACCUGCAGAACUUAAAAAUGUAGAAAGCAACACUCAAAAUUUCAGGAACAGAAAUGCACUUGAGAGUCUUCUAGAGGAUUCUGAGUGGACACCAUUAGAGCCGUGUAAGUGUAAUGACCUGGAAGCAAAUUCAGGAAGCACUGAAGGAGUUCUUCCAAAUGACUCAAAUCCAAAUCUUAUGUCAGACACAGAGAAAAAAGAGACUGUUAUAACAGAUAAUCUGGGUAAGGAAAACAGGAAUGAUAAAACCUCAUACAAUUCCUUGAGUGUGGAUGACUUGUCAGAUAAUGAAAUCUGGAGAGACCUGGAAAAGACCUGCAUGAAAUACAAACCUCAGAUAUUGCAAGCUGACAGUUGUAGAACAGCACUGGGUAAUGUUGAGAAAGAUGACUUUCAGGGAGGUUUUGGUUCAUCCUUCAACACAGAUACUGAAUACAAAAUUCCAGAAGAAUCAGAUAGUCAGUGUGGUGACACACUACAGUUUGAAGGUAAUGGAUAUAGUGAACAACCUCUGCUGGGCUACACUGAUGUACAUAACAGGCCAUCUCUAGAGAGCUGUCCGUACAGACCUGGCAGGCAGUCUUUGGAUGGUACUACUGGUUUCCAGAGUAAGCUAUGUCUGGAAGACAGUAGAGAAAUACAGUGGAGGCCUUUGUUGGAGGCCAGUACUUUUACACAUGAUGGACCACCUGAGGGGGUCAGUGACAGCACAGCACAAGGCUUAUCAAUAGAAGAAAACAAUCUUGUGUUUCAGAAGUUAUUACUAGGGGACAGUAGUUCUGACUCAUCAAUAGAAGGGAGUGAUAUUAUCCCACAGUUUGAAAGUAGCUGCUCACAGCAUGAAUGUGGAGAGGCAGACUCAGAAGAGGAUAGCUCGCAGUUUGAUGAUGAUGAUGAUGAUGCCUAUGAAACUCCUCAGGCUGAUGACAAUGACAGUGAUGUCUAUGGUACUCCACAAUUUGAUUACAGUGAUUUCUAUGGCAUCCCUCAAGAUGAUGAUGAUUUUGGUACGUUACAGGUGGAGGAUGAUGAUACACCAGAGCCAGAGAAUGUUCGGUUAGGUUUUCUAGAGGAGAGAGGUGGUCUGAUAGCUCUGAGAGAAGAGAACAGCUUUUAUCAAGAACUUCCAACUAAUGCCGAAGAGAACAUCAGUUAUGUUAGAGACGUAAAUCAGGCAGCCCUAGCUGGGGGUGUUAAUAUAGCUUCUCCAAGUGCUCAAACUUUGGAAACAGUGCCUGAAGAGGAAAGGGAAAGAACAAGGGACUUUGAAGAGGAACAAAAAUUACCAGUUACUCUGGGCAAUGAAGGAAGAAGGGAGGGAUGCUCUACUUCUUUACUGAAGAGGUCUGAAAGAAAAACACAGCAAGACAGAAAUGAAGAAAAUGAAAUGAAAGCAGAAAGUGACCACUAUGAGUAUGAAUUGGAAGGAACACAGGAAGAGGAAGACUAUGAUUAUGACUAUCUGGAUUAUGAUAGUUAUGAUGACUCUGAUACUGAGUCUGACAGUGAAGAAGAAAUGGAUACUUCUUACUCACACCAUCUGUGUAAAAACGAGGAUGAUCAGAUGUUAAAUUCAGUAGGGAAUGUAGAAAAUAGUGAGGAAAAUAAUCAGAAUGUUGAUGACUCUUGCAAUUCUUUAGGCCAAAAGACAGAGUGUAAUUUGCAUUUCCUGUCUAAUCAUGGAGAUGGACAACAAUCUUUAGGAAAAUGUGAAACUGCAUCAGAUAUCUCUGAGGAAAGAUGUGUUGAUCUUCCAUGUACAGGCAAAAAAGAAAUGGAACAAAAACCAGAAAAUGACUACAGAACUUUUACCACAAGUGAAAAUGUGUCAGAAGAUACUACUGGGCAGUCUGAAAAUACCUUUGGCACCGAAUGUAUAUCCUGUAAGAGUGAAAAAAAUAAUAAAACACACCUUCUUGAUGAUACUGUGAUAUCUGACGUUAGUGUAACUCCCUUCCUAAUUACAAAGCAAGCUACUGGUGAUGAUGAUGGAAAUGCUGAGACCGAUUUGCUUCUAUCAGAACACUUUACUCACAGCAUGAACAGAAGCUGUAGUACCAUGCCAACAUUACAUUUAGAUCAUUGGCAAAAACAAAAAGAAGCAUUAUUUGGACCAACUAUAUAUAUGGACCAACUAAAGGCAAGUUCAUCCCAAAAAGACAGUAAACUCCUCACGGAUAUGCAUUAUGCCAGUGAUGGUGCUAAUUCACUUUGUGGCCAAGUACAUCCAGUUACUGACAAGAAGCGUGGUCAAAUAAAAAUAGAUACUGAAAUUUUAGCAGAAAAUGGAGUAAAUGAUAUAAAGGAAUGUAGUUUGGUGGAGCUAAAUGAAAGUCCUAUUCAUAUGGAAAGUCUGGGGGAAAUAUUUGAUGCAUCAACAAUUAAAGCUGAUACAGAAACUGUUUCAAAUAAUGAAAAAGUAAAUAUUGGUCAGUCUUGGCCUGACAUUGGAAAAGGUGUGAUAUCAGCUGAAUUUAGGAGAGAUUUUAAUAUUUCAUCUUCUCCAGAACAAUGUACAACAAGCUUAAAAGGAGAAAACAAUUCAGAAUUGGAUAAAACGGAAUCCUGUUGCCUUAAAGACAUAGAACAAGUGAAAAAUAUUAUACAGAAUGAAAAAGAUUUUCUGCUCAAUAUGGAAGAAGUACAUUCGAGUGAACUUAACGCAUACUCCUUCCCCCCAGCUGUUUCAGUGAAGCCAAAGGAAAUUAGCACGGCUAAGGAGACAUUUGUCUGUCAGAGUGCUAACAAUAUUCUUAAAGACGUUUCAGAAGAUAAGAACAGCAAUGAUAAUGAAUUUGCCCUCAUAAGAGCAGGUGCCUUGGGAAGCACUGAGGAUGCAAAAGAAUCAGGAGAUAAGACUGAAACGCUGCCUUCUAGCAAUCAUAUGCAUUCCACUGAUCUCUCUUCUGCAAUUUUGAGCAGCACAGAGACUGACUGGAAUAAUGUUGCCCAGAAAGAAUUGGAAGCAUUGAAAAACACAAAGGGAGAAAAGUUCAUGGCCAGCGAGACUUCUUCCUUUGAAAAUGGUUUCAAAAAACAAUUAUGCAUGGAAUCAUUACAAAAUGAAAUGGGACCUUCCAAAGAUUUUCAAGUAAAUAAAGGUUUUUCACAGUCACCAGAAAUGCCUGACACACUAAUAGAAGACCUAAAGAAUAUAUUAGAAAGGAAAUUAAAACUGGGGCAUACUUACUGCAAGCAGGAAGGUGAACCUCUAAGUUACUCUGAUACCAAAAUUCUAAUGCAGAAUUUACUUAGAAUGGUUGGAAGCAGCCAGCUUGGAAGCAACAUGUCCAGUGAGUCACAACUGAAUCAAACAAGCAGUACUGUUAGACAGGCACUAAUGAAUACCACACCACGCAAAGACACAAAGGACAGUGAUGCACUUUCAUUGCCUUGGCCUGAUUGCAGAAGUCCCGAUCUUCUUCGUGAUAUUCUGAAGCAGGAAUUCUGUAACCAAAAGAUGAAUGAUCCAGAUGAAAUGAGGAGUGAAAUAGGACAAGAGGUGAAAACUCCCACUGCAAACCUUAUGGCUUCUGAACUUUCUGAAAUUAUUAAAAUGUUGUCAUAUUCAUCUGGAGAUGAAAGUAAGAGGAAAUUAGAGGAGCUGAUAAGUAGUUUGCAUACGAGCUUGCAGAGUGCUGGCAUCACCACCACACACGAAGGUAAAGGCAAAGUAGGUGGGCUUUGUGCUCUUUUCUCAACAGAACAGUCAGAAUUUGGAACAGAAAUUCCUAGAGAGAAAGUAUCAGUAGAUGACACAGCUGAUGCUUGGAAAAGUGACCAGGAGCAUGAUAAGACAGACAACCUUUUCAGAAGCUUUACUGGGCCUGCUUACACAACAGAAACACUCCUGGAUGACAGCUCCACUAGCAAGGUUGAUGGAGAAAAGGAAUGUUUAAAGUUAAGAGAGAAAAUACAAGAGCAUUUGGCAGUGCUUCAAGAGGUGAAAAAACACCAAGAAAACCAGAAACCUAUUAGUAGCAACCUGGAAAUACUAAAAGAACAAUUAGAAGAACUAGAGUCAUUUGAAUCAGGAUUGGCUACCUUUGCAAUUAUCCUUAAAAAAGACAUGAAAUUGAUAGAAGAGUUCUUAAAGCUUCAUCACAAAGAUACUCCUGAAGAGAAACUUAAGGAGCUGAAGAUAAGCUAUGACUACUUGCAGGAAACAUUUUUGAUGGUCUGUGAUACAUCUUCAAAACGAGCAAAACAAAUAGUCUGUUCUAUUGACUCAGAAAUGUCUAAGCUUGCAGAAAUGCACCAACAACUUCUAAGCAAACUCCAGACGUUUUCAGACUGGAUCACAGAACACGAUAAAAUCACAAGUGACUUCAAAGUGAAUACUGAUGACAUAGAAGAUAUGAAGCAAAGUUUACAGCUACUCAAGAACACUGCUGCAGAGGUUGCUCGUACAAAAAUGCAACUGGAGUCUACAGCAUUUGACGUUCAAUUCUUCAUUUCUGAACAUGCCCAGGAUCUUUCUCCCAAUCAGAGCAAACAGCUUCUGAGGCUCUUAAAUACCAUUCAGAAAUCUUUUCAGGAAGUGCAGGAAACUGUAACAUCUCAAGUGGAGAGUUUAGAGACUCAGUUACAGGCAGCGCAAGAGCUGGGUGAUCAGAAGGAUGUGGCUGAACGGCAGCAAGAAUGCAAAGAGAAACUGCAGGAAAUAUGUGAUAUGCUUACACAGACUGAAAAUCGACUCAUUGGGCAGCAAGAGUCUCUUGUUAUUGGAGACAGCAAGGCUAAGCUAGAACAAUACCAGACCAAACAGGAGGAGAUACAAAAAGACAUGAGAACAAGUGCUCAGACGUUGGCAGAGAUUGUGAAAAAUACUGAAAACUUCUUAAAGGAAAAUGGAGGCAAGUUGUCACAAGAGGACAAGGCUGUUCUUGAACAGAAACUGAAUGAAGCGAAGACCAAGUGUUUGCUCCUUAGCCAAAAGGCAGAAGAAUCUAAAAAAGAACUGGAUAAAGCUAUGACAACAGCAAUUAAGCAGGAAACAGAAAAGGUCGCAGCCAUAGAGCAGCUGGAAGAAAGUAAAAAUACAAUAGAAAACCUCUUGGACUGGUUAUCGAAUGUGGAUAAGGAAGCAGAGCAUGGCAGGAAAUUUAAACAGAAAAUAGAACAGAAUGGAACACACUUUGAAGAGGGAGAUGUGAAGGCUUUGGAAGGAGAGGAGGAGGAUGAUGUCAAUGGUAAUCUGCUGGAAAUUCAGCAAGACAUUGAAACUCAGGUGGAUGGACUAGUAAAAAGCACAGAAGAUAAUCUGAACCGGCAGUAUCAGAAGGUCAAGGCUCAACACGAGAAAAUUAUUUCCCAGCAGCAGGCUGUCAUAAUAGCAACUCAGUCUGCUCAGGCACUACUCGAGAAGCAAGGACACUACCUUUCUCCUGAAGAAAAAGAGAAGAUGCAGCGGAACAUGAAAGAGCUGAAGGCUCAGUAUGAGACUGCAUUAGCUGAAUCAGAACGGAAGAUGAAGAUGACUCAUUCUCUGAGAGAAGAACUUGAGAAAUUUGAUGCGGACUAUAGUGAAUUUGAAACCUGGCUGCAGCAGGCAGAACAGGAGCUUGACAACUUGGAGGCUGGUGCUUCCGACUUCAGUGGUAUAAUGAUCAAAUUGAAAAGGCAGAAGAGUUUUUCAGAAGAUGUUAUAUCUCACAAGGGUGAUUUACGGUAUAUUACAAUUUCUGGACAAAGAGUUUUGGAUGCUGCAAGGUCAUGUAGCAAGAGAGAUGGUGUUAAGGUUGACAAAGAUGGCAUUGAUACUUCGGCUACUUAUACUGAAGUGCAAAAUAAACUGGAUAGUGCUUCAGAUCGUUUUAAAUCUCUCUAUACUAAGUGUAGCAUCCUUGGAAAUAACCUUAAAGACUUGGCAGAUAAAUACCAGCAUUAUGAAGAUGCUUCAUCUGGACUUCUGUCAGGUCUUCAGGCCUCUGAAGUAGCUGUGAACAAACACCUAUCUGAGCCAAUUGCUGUGGAUCCCAAAAAUCUCCAAAGACAACUAGAAGAAACCAAGGUUCUUCAAGGACAAGUGUCUAACCACCAAAUUGCUGUAGAAAAACUUAAAAAAGCUGCUGAAGUGCUUUUGGAUUCAAGGGGGGAGUUGGCGUCAGACAAAGAGGAGAUUCAGAAAACACUGGAUGAUAUUGUGGAGAGAUAUGACAAUUUAUCCAAGUCUGUGAAUGAAAGGAAUGAGAAACUCCAAAUAACACUGACUCGAUCCCUAAGUGUGCAGGAUGGUUUGGAUGAAAUGAUGGAUUGGAUGGAAGGUGUUGAAAAGAGCCUUGAGGAACAAGAUCAAGUGCCUUUGAAUUCUGCUGCUAUUCAAGAUAUCAUUAGUAAAAGCAUUAUGCUAGAACAAGACAUUGCAGGUCGUCAAAGCAGUAUAAACACUAUGAAUGAGAAGGUGAAGAAGUUCAUGGAAACAGCAGAUCCGUCCACUGCAUCCUCACUGCAAGCCAAAAUGAGUGAACUUGCAGGACGUUUUUCUGCAGCAAGUAAGAAACAUAAAGAAAAACUUAUGAAAAUGGAGGAGCUGAAGACUAAAGUGGAGUUGUUUGAAGGUCUGUCAGAAAAACUCCAGUCAUUCCUAGAUGAGAAAAAUCAAGCUCUCAGUGAGACUGAGGCACCAAGAAAGGACGUUAGUGAAGUGUCUCAGUACAUGCAGGAGGCUAGUGUAGAAUUAGCGAAACAUAAGAAAGACCUGGAAGUUUUGCAGAACCUUCUUGAAGAACUAUCAGUACAUGCUCUUCCUGGAGAUAAAGCAUUGGUACUAGAAAAAGUAAAUGCUUUGUCAAAAAAAUUCAGAGAGGUGGAGGAGACGGUAAAGGAAAAAGAAGAGGAUGUAUCAUCUUGUCAGAAAGAAAUUGAUGCUUUUGAGCUACUUGUAGAAUCUUUAAGGAAAUGGAUAAAAGAGACGACAGAACGAAUACCUGCUGCACAACCCUCUCUGAAUACGGAAGAGUUAAAGAAGCCUUUGGAAGAUACAUUGAAUUUAAAAGAUGAAUGGACAUUAAAAGCAACUGAGCUGCAGAAAAUGAACAGCAGAGGAACAUUGUUAUGUAAUCUGAUUAGUGCUGUGACUUCUCCUGCAAAAGUGAGAUCAGUUGCAAAAUCAGGUGGCACAGUGUUGAAUGGUGAAGGAGGAGCUCCAGGAACUCAGGAUUUUCUGAAAAACAAAGAACUGACAAGUGUUCAACAAGCCAUGUCUGAUGUAAAUCAUAGUUACGAAGAUUUGGGAGUUUCACUGAAGAAAAAGAUUUCAGAGCUAGAAAGUAUGCUUUCAAAAAUGCAGAACAUUCAAGAAGAAUCAACUUCAAUGAUGCAGUGGUUACAAAAAAUGGACAAAACUGCGUCAGACUGGGAAGCUGCUCCAACUGACAGUGAAGCUGUUAAAGCCCAAGUUGAGCAACAUAAGCUCUUUGAAAAUGAAUUAAAGCAAAGUGAGAAUAAAGUGCAGGAGCUAAAGGACAAAGUGACAGAGCUAUUGGAGAAGAACCCCAGCUCUCCUGAGGCACCCAAGUGGAGACAAGUGUUGGAUAAAAUAGAUUCCAAGUGGAAAGAGCUCAAUCAAGUUACAUCUGAGAGACAACAAAAACUGGAAGAGUCUUCAAAUUACCUGACCCAGUUCCAGACAGCAGAAGCUCAGUUAAAGCACUGGCUUGUAGAAAAGGAGCUAAUGGUCAGUGUGCUGGGACCACUGUCAAUUGACCCCAAUAUGCUGAAUACUCAAAAGCAACAGGUUCAGAUUCUGCUUAAAGAGUUUGAUACCAGAAAGCCACAAUAUGAACAGCUAACUAUGGCUGGUGAGGCGAUUCUGAAGAGACCUGGUGAACAUCCCCCCUCUCAUGAAAUUGUAAAAGAGCAGCUGGCAGCUGUGGCACAAAAAUGGGAUAACCUAACUGGCCAACUCAGCAACAGAUGUGACCGAAUUGACCAAGCUAUUGUGAAAAGCACGGAGUAUCAAAGCCUACUGAGAAGUCUGUCUGAUAAGCUAAGUGCCUUGGAUAGCAAGCUGAGCAGCAGCUUGGCUGUGAGUACACAACCUGAUGCCGUGAAACAACAACUGGAGAUUGCUAAAGAAAUGAAGAAGGAAAUAGAACAAGAAAUGAAGAAUAUAAACGCAGCACAAGUUCUUUGUGAAGAGCUCUCAGCACUGGUUGGAGAAGAGUAUUUGAAAGCAGAACUUACAAGGCAGUUAGAUGGCAUCCUCAAAUCAUUUAAGGAUAUUGAGCAAAAAUCAGAUAAUCAUGUUCAGCAGCUUCAGUCAGCGUAUACCACUUCACAUCAGUUCCAGCAAACAUCUAAGGACUUUCAAACCUGGCUAGAUGGAAAGAAAGAAGAACUGAAACAGGCUCGUCCUAUAUCAGCCAAACUUGAGACUUUGCAGUCCCUAAUUGAAGAACAGAAAGAUUUUAUGAAGACCCUGAACGAUGAGAUUAGUUCAUAUGAGAAAAUUAUUGCAGAAGGAGAAAGCAUAUUGCAGAAGACUCAAGGAGCUGAUAAAGCAGCUUUACAGACUCAAAUUGCCACACUGAGAAGUAAUUGGGAUGAAAUGGAUAAGCAGGUAAAAGAAAGGCAAGGUAAAUUAACAGAUUGUCUGGAGAAAGCACUCAAAUACAAGCAGCAUGUAGAAAAUUUGCAGCCAUGGAUAGAGAAAUGCCAAAGCAACCUGUCUGAAUUAAAAGUCGGCAUAAACCCUGUUGAAAUAGAAAAUUCUGUUGCUCAAGUGAGGGCCUGGCAGAAGGACCUGGAUAAGCACCAUGGGAUAGUGGAACUACUAAAUAAUACUGCUGAAAGUUUGCUCAGUGCAAGUCAAACAGAUAAAGAAAACGUUGAAGAGGAAACUAAGGUACUGAAUGAGAAAGUGAGUAUGGUCACAGAACAAUUGCAUAAGAAGAGAGAGUGCUUGGAAAAUAUGGCUCAAAGGCUAAAAGAGUUUCAGGAAUCAUCCAAGGAAACAGAAAAGCAGCUUCAAAGUGCUAAAGAGCACCUGGAAGCUCAUGAUUCUCUUGGACCUCAGUCUUUCAGUAACAAACACCUGACAAUGAUGCAGGCCCAGCAGAAGGCUUUACAGGCUUUAAGGCCUCAUGUUGAUUUAGUAAAAAAGCUUGCUCAAGACCUGGUAGUAGAAGCUUCUGAUUCAGCAGGUGUUUCUGACCUUUUGCUUCAAGCUGAAUCUUUGGAGCAAGAAUACACUGCAGUGAACCAGCAGGUUGAUGAUAGAUGCUCGUUCUUGGAAACAAAACUUCAGGGAAUUGGUCAUUUCCAAAACAGCAUCAGGGAGAUGUUCUCUCAGUUUGCAGAGUUUGAUGAUGAACUUGAUAGCAUGGCUCCAGUGGGGAGAGAUCUUGAUGUACUGCAAUCACAGAGAGAGGAUAUAAAACAUUUCCUGAAAAAGUUGGAAGAUCUUAUAAUGAAUAAUGAAAAUGCUAAUAAAAACUGUAAAAUGAUGCUAGCCACAGAAGCUGAAGCUUCUCCUGAUCUUGUUGGUAUAAAAAGGGACUUGGAAGCAUUAAAUAAACAGUGCAACAAGCUACUAGACAGAGCAAAAGCCAGGGAAGAUCAAGUGGAAGGUACGAUUAAACGUGUUGAGGAGUUUUACAGUAAGCUAAAGGAAUUUUCCACUCUGCUUGGGAGAGCUGAAGAACAUGAAGAAUCACAAGGUCCUGUUGGAAUGGAAACAGAAACCAUUAAUCAGCAGCUGAAUACAUUCAAGGUAUUCCAGAAAGAAGAAAUUGAGCCUCUGCAAGUUAAACAACAGGAGGUGAACUGGUUGGGUCAAGGCCUUAUUCAGAGUGCUGCUAAAAGUACCAACACAGAAAGCCUUGAACAUGACCUUGAAGAUGUUAACACCCGGUGGAAAACUCUUAAUAAGAAGGUUGCCCAACGUGCCGCACAAUUGCAGGAAGCCCUCCUUCACUGCGGGAGAUUUCAGGAUGCCCUUGAAUCUCUGCUUAGUUGGCUUAUUGAUACAGAAGAACUUGUGGCUAAUCAAAAGCCACCAUCUGCUGAAUUCAAAGUUGUGAAGGCCCAAAUACAAGAGCAGAAACUUCUCCAGAGGCUGUUGGAUGACCGCAAGCCUACUGUUGAGGUAAUCAAGCGUGAAGGGGAGAAAAUUGCAGAGUCAGCAGAACCUGCUGAUAAAGUGAAAAUCUUGAAGCAGUUGAGUUUGCUGGAUAGUCGAUGGGAUGCAUUGCUCAGUAAAGCUGAAGCAAGGAACCGUCAGUUGGAAGGUAUCUCAGUGGUAGCACAGCAGUUUCAUGAAGCUCUGGAGCCACUGGUGGAGUGGCUGUCGGCCACAGAGAAGAGACUUGCAAAUGCUGAACCCAUUGGAACACAGGCUUCCAAACUGCAACAGCAGAUUUCUCAACAUAAAGCCCUAGAAGAUGAUGUCCUAGCUCACAAUAAGAGUUUGCUUCAGGCCAUUAGCAUUGGUCAGUCUCUAAAGACUAUGAGCUCCAGGGAAGAUAAAGAUAUGGUGCAGGAAAAGCUAGAUUCUUCUCAGGCCCGAUACAUUGAGAUUCAAGAGAAGAGCAACAGCAGGUCUGAACUUCUACAGCAAGCGUACUGCAAUGCUCAGAUUUUUGGGGAGGACGAAGUUGAGUUGAUGAACUGGCUGAAUGAAGUCCAUGAUAAACUGAGCAAGCUGUCAGUCCAAGAUUGCAACACAGAAUUGCUUGAGAAACAGCACUCUGAACUACUGGAGCUUCAGGAGGAGAUUCUUCUCAGGAAACAAAAUGUUGACCUGGCUAUACAAAAUGGCUUAGAGCUUCUCAAACAAACAACAGGUGACGAAGUUAUAAUAAUUCAAGAUAAACUGGAAGGCAUUAAAGUGAGAUACAAAGACAUUACAAAAUUGAGUUCUGAUGUGUCCAAGACCUUAGAGCAGGCCCUACAGCUUGCAGGUCAGCUGCACUCAACCCAUGAAGAGCUCUGCAAGUGGCUUGACAAAGUGGAAGUGGAGUUGCUGUCAUAUGAAACUCAAAUACCAAAGGGUGAAGAAUUAAGCCAAGCACAGGAAAGACAAAAAGAGUUGAAGAAAGAAGCAAAAAACAACAAAGCCUUACUGGACACUCUCAAUGAAGUUGGCAGUGCCUUCCUGGAACUGGUCCCAUGGAGGGCUAGAGAGGGACUCGACAAGAUGAUAACAGAGGACAAUGAACGAUACAGAUUAGUGACUGACACAAUCUCUCAGAAGGUGGAUGAGAUUGAUGCUGCCAUCCUGAGAUCCCAGCAGUUUGAUCAAGCAGCUGAUGCUGAACUCGCCUGGCUUGCAGAAACAGAAAAGAAACUGAUGUCUCUUGGUGAUAUUAGGCUUGAGCAAGACCAGACCACAGCUCAGCUACAAGUUCAAAAGGCUUUUACCAUGGAGAUUUUGAGGCACAAAGAUACUAUAGAUGAACUUGUUAAGUCCGGGGAUAAGAUUAUGAACACGUGCACCGAAGAAGAGAAGCAGACCAUAAAGAAAAAACUGAAAAGCCUGUUACAGAAAUAUGAUACAGUCUGUCAAAUGAACUCAGAGAGAAACCUCCAGCUGGAGCGGGCUCAGUCUCUAGUUAACCAGUUCUGGGAGACUUAUGAAGAGCUCUGGCCGUGGUUAACUGAAACAGAAAUGAUCAUCUCUCAGCUUCCUGCACCAGCCCUUGAGUACGAAACUUUAAAGCAACAACAAGAAGAACAUCGGCAACUGCGUGAGCUGAUUGCUGAGCACAAGCCUCAUAUAGAUAAGAUGAAUAAAACUGGGCCUCAGUUGCUGGAACUGAGCCCAGGAGAAGGUUUCUCUAUCCAAGAGAAAUAUGUGGCAGCUGACACCCUUUACAGUAAAAUUAAGGAAGAUGUCAAAAAGCGAGCGCUGGCACUGGAUGAAGCCAUUUCUCAGUGUACCCAGUUUCAUGACAAGAUAGAUCCAACUCUUGAGAGUUUGCAACGCAUAGUUGAACGUCUGAGGCAGCCGCCUUCAAUCUCAGCAGAAGUUGAGAAGAUUAAAGAGCAAAUUAGUGAAAAUAAGAAUGUGUCGAUGGACCUGGAAAAACUUCAGCCAGUCUAUGAGACUCUUAAGCAGCGAGGGGAGGAAAUGAUUGCUCGCUCUGAAGGAGCAGAUAAGGAUGUAUCUGCUAAAGCUGUGCAAGAUAAACUAGACCAAAUGGUCCUUAUUUGGCAAGACAUCCAGACCUUGACUGAAGAAAGGGAGGCCAAAUUGUUGGAUGUUAUGGAACUAGCUGAAAAGUUCUGGUGUGAUCAUAUGGCUCUCGUAGCUACUAUUAAAGAUACUCAGGACUUCAUUCGAGAACUAGAGGGACCUGGAGUUGACCCAUCUGUAGUCAAGCAACAGCAAGAAGCUGCUGAGGCUGCUAAAGAAGAAAUAGAUGGACUGCAAGAAGAACUAGAGAGUGUUGUGAGCCUAGGCUCUGAACUUAGAGCUGCUUGUGGAGAGCCUGAUAAACCGAUUGUCAACAAGAGUAUAGAUGAGCUGAACUCUGCCUGGGAUGCCUUAAACAAAACAUGGAAAGAGCGAGUGGAUAAGCUUGCCGAAGCUAUGCAGGCAGCUGUUCAAUACCAAGAUGGACUGCAGGCAAUAUUUGACUGGGUAGACAUUGCUGGCAUCAAGUUAGCAUCUAUGUCCCCAGUUGGAACAGAUCUGGAGACAGUGAAGCAGCAAACUGAGGAACUUAAGCAAUUUAAAACAGAAGCUUACCAGCAGCAGAUAGAAAUGGAAAGACUGAACCAUCAAGCAGAACUAUUGUUGAAGAAGGUAACACAGGAAAGUGACAAGCACACUGUUCAAGACCCUCUCUCAGAGCUCAGACUAAUGUGGGACAGCCUAGAAGAAAAAAUCAUAAAUAGACAGCACAAGCUGGAAGGUGCCUUGUUAGCCUUGGGGCAGUUCCAGCAUGCCCUGGAUGAGUUACUUACAUGGCUGACGCAUACAGAAGACUUGCUGAACGAACAGAAACCUGUGGGUGGAGACCCCAAGGCUAUUGAAAUUGAACUUGCCAAACAUCAUGUGCUGCAGAAUGAUGUUUUAGCUCAUCAGUCUACAGUAGAAGCAGUUAAGAAAGCAGGAAGUGACCUGAUUGAAUCAAGUGCUGUUGAAGAAGCAAGUAAUUUACGGAGCAAGCUGGAACUUCUGAAUCAGCGCUGGCAAAAUGUGUUGGAAAAAACAGAACAAAGGAAACAGCAGCUGGACAGUGCCUUGAUCCAGGCCCAAGGUUUCCAUGGUGAAGUUGAAGAUAUGCAGCAAUGGCUGACAGACACUGAACGUCAACUGUUGGCAUCAAAACCUGUUGGAGGCUUACCAGAAACAGCAAGAGAACAGCUUAAUACCCAUAUGGAACUUUGUGCUGCCUUUGAAGCCAAAGAAGAGACAUAUAAGUGUCUAAUGCAGAAAGGCCAGCAGAUGCUUGCAAGAUGCCCAGAGUCUGCUGAGACAAAUGUUGAGCAGGACAUAAAUAACUUAAAAGAAAAGUGGGAAUCAGUACAAACGAAGCUCGGUGAAAGAAAAACCAAACUGGAAGAAGCCCUCAAUUUAGCAAUGGAGUUCCACAACUCACUUCAAGAUUUCAUCAAUUGGCUCACGCAGGCGGAGCAAACUCUAACUGCAGCUUCUCGGCCAAGUCUUAUCUUGGACACUGUGUUGUUUCAAAUUGAUGAACACAAGGUUUUUGCCACAGAGGUGAAUUCUCAUCGAGAUCAGAUCAUAGAGCUGGACAAAACUGGUACCCAUUUGAAAUACUUCAGCCAGAAACAAGAUGUAGUCCUUAUUAAGAAUCUGCUGAUUAGUGUACAGAGUAGAUGGGAAAAAGUAGUUCAGCGCUUAGUCGAAAGGGGAAGAGCUUUGGAUGAUGCAAGGAAACGAGCCAAACAGUUCCAUGAAGCCUGGCACAAACUUAUGGAGUGGCUGGAAGAAUCAGAGAAAUCUUUGGACUCAGAUCUUGAAAUUGCGAAUGACCCUGACAAAAUAAAGAUGCAGCUUGCACAGCAUAAGGAAUUCCAGAAAUCUCUUGGUGCCAAACAUUCUGUGUAUGAUACCACAAACAGGACUGGACGCUCCUUGAAAGAGAAAACCACUUUAGCUGAUGACAAUUUGAAGCUUGAUGACAUGCUGAGUGAACUAAGGGAUAAGUGGGACACAAUUUGUGGAAAAUCAGUAGAAAGACAAAAUAAACUGGAGGAAGCCCUGUUAUUUUCAGGACAAUUUACUGAUGCUCUACAAGCUCUCAUUGAUUGGUUAUACAAAAUUGAACCUCAGCUAGCAGAAGAUCAGCCAGUGCAUGGAGACAUUGAUUUAGUGAUGAACCUGAUUGACAAUCACAAGGUUUUCCAGAAGGAGCUGGGAAAAAGAACGAGCAGUGUUCAGGCUCUGAAGCGCUCUGCCAGAGAGCUUAUAGAGGGCAGCCGGGAUGACACCUCCUGGGUCAAGGUACAGCUGCAGGAGCUGAGCAACCGCUGGGAGACAGUUUGUGCCCUGUCAGUAUCCAAGCAAACACGACUUGAACAGGCUCUCCGACAGGCAGAGGAAUUCCACUCCGUUGUUCAUGUCCUUUUGGAGUGGCUGGCAGAGGCAGAGCAGGCUCUUCGUUUCCACGGCGUCCUUCCAGAUGAUGAAGAGGCUUUGCGUACGCUGAUAGAUCAGCACAGGGAGUUCAUGAAGAAACUGGAAGAGAAAAAAGCAGAACUGAACAAAGCAACAGGUAUGGGAGAAGCUAUCCUGGCUAUCUGCCAUCCAGACUCCAUCACCACCAUUAAGCACUGGAUAACAAUUAUCAGAGCAAGGUUUGAAGAGGUGUUAGCUUGGGCCAAACAACAUCAACAGAGACUGGCAGGAGCUCUGGCUGGACUUAUUGCUAAUCAGGAAUUGCUGGAAGCCUUGCUGUCCUGGUUGCAGUGGGCAGAGACCACACUUACUGAAAAAGAUAAAGAGGUUAUCCCCCAGGAGAUUGAGGAAGUUAAAGCACUUAUAGCUGAACAUCAGACAUUCAUGGAGGAAAUGACCAGAAAACAACCUGAUGUGGAUAAAGUUACAAAGACCUAUAAGAGGAAGGCACUUGAACCCACUCCUGUACAAUCUCAUAUUCCUGUCCUUGAUAAGGGGAGAGCAGGAAGAAAGCGUUCUCCCACACCAGGCUUAUAUCCAUCAGCAGCCCAGGCACAAAUCGAAACCAAGAAUCCACGAGUAAACCUUUUAGUCAGCAAAUGGCAGCAAGUCUGGCUUCUGGCCUUGGAAAGAAGAAGAAAACUCAAUGAUGCUUUGGACAGACUUGAAGAGCUGAGAGAAUUUGCCAACUUUGAUUUUGAUAUUUGGAGGAAAAAAUAUAUGCGAUGGAUGAACCAUAAGAAGUCUCGUGUAAUGGACUUCUUCAGGAGGAUUGAUAAAGAUCAGGAUGGAAAAAUAACAAGGCAGGAGUUUAUUGAUGGAAUCCUUUCUUCAAAAUUCCCAACAAGCCGACUUGAAAUGAGUGCUGUUGCAGACAUUUUUGAUAGAGAUGGUGAUGGAUAUAUUGAUUAUUAUGAGUUUGUAGCAGCUCUUCAUCCAAACAAGGAUGCUUACAAACCUCUCACAGAUGCCGACAAAAUUGAAGAUGAGGUUACAAGACAAGUAGCUAAAUGUAAAUGUGCAAAACGGUUUCAAGUGGAACAGAUUGGGGAUAACAAGUACAGGUUCUUCCUGGGAAAUCAGUUUGGUGACUCUCAACAACUACGCCUUGUUCGUAUCCUAAGAAGUACAGUCAUGGUUCGUGUUGGAGGUGGCUGGAUGGCACUUGAUGAGUUCUUAGUGAAAAAUGAUCCUUGCAGGGUUCAUCAUCACGGGAGUAAAAUGUUACGUUCGGAAUCAAACUCUUCAAUUACCACUCAGCCUACUAUAGCUAAAGGGAGGACAAAUGUGGAGCUGCGUGAAAAGUUCAUCUUGGCAGAUGGUGCCAGUCAGAGCAUGGCAGCUUUCAGACCAAGAGGCCGUAGAUCACGACCCUCUUCAAGGGGUGCUUCUCCUAACAGAUCUACUUCUCUGUCAAGUCAGGCUGGCCAGGCAGCUGCCUCAUCACAAGCAGUUGCUACAAGUACACCAAAGACACCACAUCAUUUAACACGUAACUAUGGUAAACCUUGGUUGACAAACAGCAAAACGUCAACUCCUUCUAAGCCAACAGAAUCCUCAGACUAUCAAGGGUCAUCUGGAGAGGGAACACCUAUUCAAGGAAGUAAACUCAGACUGCCAGGAUAUCUAUCAGGGAAGGGUUUCCACUCUGGAGAAGACAGUGGCAUCCUGUCCACAGCAGCUACCAGAGUUAGAGCUCAGUUUGCAGAAACCAGGAGGACUCCCAGCAGACCUGGAAGCCGAGCAGGGAGCAAGGCUGGCAGCAGGUCGAGUAGCCGCAGAGGCAGCGAUGCAUCUGACUUUGAUAUUUCAGAAAUCCAGUCUGUAUGUUCAGAUAUGUCAGAGACUGUUCCAGCUACAAGUAGACCGACACCCCGAGCAGGUUCUCGGCCAGGAUCAGCCAAGCCUUCUAAGAUUCCAACUCCCCAGAGAAGGCCGAUAGCCAGCAAAUUGGACAGGUCCUUGAAGAGAUAAUACGAUUAGCUUCAUAAAGGUGUUUUUGUUUCUUUUCCUUUUGCGUUAAGUAUUUAAGUUCGUAAGAUGUAAAAUAUUCUGUAGAAAUCGUUGUGAAAUAUCGCAAGAGGUGGGUUUUUAAUUCUGCAGAUGGCCUUAUUUGUGUAUUUGUCUUCUUAUUUUAUGUGUAUAAUUUUUGUCAGAUUUGGUUUUGUUUAUUGCCAUAUCCUGUGAGGAGGGGGGAGAGUUUUAAUGUAAACUAACAGUUGUACACAGUAAUGUGUAGAAAGUACACUAAAAAAUAAUUACCAAAUGUACAGUGUACUGAAUGUACAGUAAAUCUCUGGAGCCUGAAGAAAAUAGACCUAUCACUAUGUCAUUAGUUAACAGUAAAGGAUACCUCAAGAUUUUUCUUUAAAAAAGGAAAAAAAAUAAAAUAAAAGAAUACUAAAAAGCCAAAAGACACAAUUGUGCAUUUUGAGCUAAUGAAACAAACACUAAAGGAUGUGUGUCAAAGCUACCGAGAAAUACAGACCCACAGUCACAGUACCCUUAUUUAUACAGCAUCUCUCAGAGAACUCACAGAGUUAAGCACUUGCCAGUGAUAUGAUACUCCAAUUCCUUGCAGCGUUUCUGUGCCAUUGCUUUCAGUGAGGCCAGACACAUUCUGGAUAUCGGAACUAUUAUUCAAUAAGAAUAUCGAUAUAAAGUGCAUUCAUGUAAAUGUGAGGUUUUCUUUUGCUUGAGUGGAUGGUAGCACUGUAUUAUUAUUGAACUCAUUUUGUAUCAAAGCAAUUUUGCUUGCAGAAGGCUCUGAAAUAAACAUGUCCCUUAACUUUA
Coturnix japonica (Japanese quail) is the source of this 28772-nucleotide messenger RNA. The record is from RefSeq and is a predicted model, not a curated record. NCBI's taxonomy places the organism in Eukaryota, Metazoa, Chordata, Aves, Galliformes, Phasianidae.